Molecule: messenger RNA, 620 nt
Organism: Orbicella faveolata
Lineage: Eukaryota; Metazoa; Cnidaria; Anthozoa; Scleractinia; Merulinidae
Source: RefSeq, a predicted model, not a curated record
GAAGUUACGUGAGGUGCGACAGCAACGCAGUCAAACCUGAUCUGGUCUCAACUACGUGGCUCGCGUACUCGUUAGCGAAGGAAAUGUUUCUCAAAGUCCUUUUUCUUGUCGGGAUUGUGUUCGGCACAUGCUCCUCGACUAACGUCGAUUUCAGCAAAUUGAAAUGCCAAGGCCAGUCACCACCAGCACACGGCCAAAUUAAAUGCGAAGACGUCCCCAACAGUCAGGACGUUUAUUGUAGCAUGUCAUGUGACCCGGGAUAUGACGUUGAAUUCCUUGCUGCUGAGCGUUACGUGUGUCAUGAUGACGGCACUUGGACCGCUGAACCACCGUCCGUGGGCACACAGUGGCCAAACUGUAGACAUUACGCCCGAGGAGAACCUGUACCGUGAAUAAACCAUAGCACGUGACUCGACGUAUGAUGGUCCAGCAUCAUCAAUACAACUAAACUUUAGAUGACAACUUUCAAUACGAAGAAAGAAACGCUUUAGUGAUGUAAUGUUGUAAACGAAUGAAUGGAUAACUAGUAAACACGUGAGGCAUGGGGAUAACUAACUUGAAUUGUUGAUUGUUUUCAGAAGUAUCCGAAAUAAACUAGACGAUCCGUGCUAUCAUAAAAA